This is a messenger RNA of Poecilia reticulata (guppy), 4790 nucleotides long. The record is from RefSeq and is a predicted model, not a curated record. NCBI's taxonomy places the organism in Eukaryota, Metazoa, Chordata, Actinopteri, Cyprinodontiformes, Poeciliidae.
GCUGUUAGGUUGUCUCAUUAGGAGAAGUUGUGCAGUGUUGUUUGUUGGUCUCAUUUAGCUCUCCUUAUAUAUUAAAGUGUAGUUGUGUAAAUUUAGUACCUGUUACGCCAUGACGUCAUAGGGAGAUUAACGAGUCUUUGAGAUUGUUGAAUUUCUCCGCGGCAGAACUGAGCAGCGCUACUGCAGUAGGUAGUUUUUUUUUUUGCGUAAUUUUCACACAAACAAUUUAUACUUCUAUUUGUGUUUCUCUCAAAAGCAUUAGCCGAAGUUUCUGGGAGAAUGUCUUUGGAACAGUCGUCGGUUGUUUCACUUUUUUGCUUAGUGGAAAUCGUGCGAGUGAGAUUUUUUGUUAAUUGAGCUGUUUUGCGAAUGGAGUUAGGCGUGAACUGGCUUUUCCAAACUGCGAAAUUCCCACCAUCUGCACUGAGACGAGGGGACAUUUUAGGACACAACUGGUCUUCGUAAUAUGUAUGCACCUCAGUUGUCCCUCUGGCCUGCUGGCCUUCAGAAGCAGGUUCAAGUGAGCCAUGCUGCUGGUACGGCAGCCUGGCCACAGACACCGGAGUCGCUGGUGCAGGUCGCGUCACAAACAAACGAAGGCGUUGACCAUCGCUCUAUGCUCGGAAAGUUGAAGGUGCAGUUUGGUGUGUACAGGGGUAAGACUUUCAGCUGGCUGUUAAACAAUGACCGGGACUACAUGGUGAAGGUUCUGGCGAGCCAUGAGGUGGAGCAAGAGUGCUGCAAAAGCACCACCUUGCUCCAGAGAUACAAGGACGUCCUGCUGAGGUACGCUCGUUUAUUCCCAGAAGUGACCACUGCCAUAUCUGCCAAGAGGCGGGCAGAGACGGAGGCCGUGGGCCAACAGGUGGUUGGUUUCGGCACAUACAGUUCCCUCACCUACAGGGAGCUGUAUGAGAGCAAAGACCAAAAAAUACGCAGCUACAGGAACUUGAUUAGGAGGCUACGGGUUUGGAAUGUCAACUCUCAGUUUACUAAGCUAAAACAGUACAUCCUCAGUAUGGACAUGGACCGUACUUCUGCUCCAUCCACUUCCUGCUCACUGAUGUGCACCAUCAAUGCAGACAUCCAGUCCAACAGCACCUUAAGGAUUUUAUUGGUUUCAUCGAUGUCCCCUCAGUGCCAGGAUACCAAUCUGGGGAGCGCCACGGUUCCUUACGCAUCCAGCACCACUCCUGGUCCUCCAUCACAUCCCACAGCUCAGAUGUUCCCGUUGGAGUCCUUCAGGAUUAGCCUUCCUCCGGAGCAGAGAGAGUGGCUCAGCACGGUCCUGUUCUCCAUGGGUGCAACAGGAAAGUGUGUUCUCUCUGAACAACUGCAGCUGUGGUACAACCCGCCUGGUCCAUCCCUUACCUACAGCCAACGUCCCACCUCGCCCAAUGACUUCUUUCAGCGCCGUUUCUUCCUGUGGGCUCCAGUCAGGAUGUGGCAGUACAGGCUCAAGUGUCCAAGCUGCUCACACAAUCUGACGAGCUGCAGCCUGUAUAAGACUGUUCACAGAGUUCUGGACCUGGACGACUGGUAUUACAUGGGGACAGAGUACCUGGAGUGCAUGUUUUGUGGGAAGAAGCUGGCCGCCUGGUGCAGGAGUGUAAGAGAGCAGCUGGAGUUGGGCCACCAGAUUCUCUUCCCUGCCGUGUUGACAUACAGGUUGUGGUGCGACAAAAGGGUUCUCAGUCAGAUGAACGGGCCGUCGCCAUGGAGAAGAGCUAAGCAGSUGUGUUCCUUCCUGGAAAAGAGCCACAGAGAGGACUGGACAGCUAGGUGCCUGCUUUACCUUCAKACUUGCCUUCAGUUUGAUUCACCUGGAGCACGUUUGCCUCCUCCUCCCGACCCGCCCAACAUGCAGCCUGUUCCCACUACUGGCCACCUGCUGUCUGCCUAUGCCAGAGACGCCUUCAACCGGAUGGAGGAGCUUCAGGCUGGUGUGACGUCCRUCUUUGGCUCUGUUCUAAAAAUAAAGUCCACAAAGGUCACAAAGAAGCUGGCUGGAUCARAUUCUGGAAUGUCCCAGUGGAUGACCAGUGUGGGGAACGAGUUGGGCCAGGUUCUGAUCUGCGUCYUGACUGMGGCGGAGGGCAGCGGGAUGCAGGACAUGGCCAGAGGCCUACAGAACCGCUACAGCCAGACUGGCCACAGUCCUCCUGAGGUCCUCUAUGURGACCGGGGAUGCUGCUGGGAGGAGAGAGAAGCCGCUGCUGGUCUKUUCUCCUCGUGGCCACAACUGCAGGUYAGACUGGAUCCAUGGCAUUUUAUYCGCAGAUUGGCGUCUGGAGUCACUACAGAGAGCCACCCGCUCUACACAGACUUCAUGAGGCAGAUCUCUGCCUCCAUCUUUAUGUGGGAGCARGAGGAAGUGUCCUGCUUGAAGACAGCAAAGCAGGCGGAGCGGUCCAGGUGGAGCUCUGUGUUCACCACCAAGGAAAUGGCUCUGCACUGUCGGCGUUGCACCCGUGGGGCAGAGGAGACCCUCCGUCUCCUCACUGAGACCAUUGAGGCCUUCAUGGGAGUGACGGACAGCAUGAACAACCCCCUGCUGGACAAGGAGCGUAUGGAGAACAUCUGGAGAUUGGAAAAGAAGCACGUGGCCUGCCUCCAGGAUCCUCCAGGUGUUCAGCUGUACUCAAGGAUCGGACAGAUUACCAAAGGAGGGGUGGACCUCCCCAUCUAUGGCUGCAUCCGGGGCUGCAAGUCGCUCGAGUCAUUCCAYGUACACUUGAACAMAUUCAUUCCAGACACUUCUGCCAAUGACUGUCAUUUUCAGAUGUACCUGUUGCAGGCGCUAACGCGCUGGAACCAGGACCAGGCUUGGGUGGCACCAGGUGAAGGGAGUACGAUGGGUGAGAGCUCUACAGAGCUGAAGAAGCAGAAACUCAACCAACUGAGACAGCAUUUGCUGGGAGAAACACUGCCUGAGACGACCAAACCACUGGUGUAUACAGGGGAACUCAUCGGGAUAAACUAUCUGCAUGCUCAGACAGGUCGUAAGCUGCGAGUGUUUGCUGAUGAUCCAGAGCAGCCAGACGGGUCAGAGAUUAAGUUGGUGGAUGAAGUCAUGUCUGAGGAAGACAGGCUUCAGGAUGUUUUACUUGAGGAUGUGGACGAGGGCUUUGAUGAGGUGACAGAGGCCUGCUUGAACACUUCAUUUCAGAAGACCAGUGCACCUCAAAAGCCACCUCUGUCUGAUUCGUACUUCAAGGAUUCUUACUUCGAGCUUGUCCAGGAUGCUGCUAGUGAAGAGGGGGAGACUGUGGGUCCAGACGGAGCCCCUGGGUACCAACAUGUGGUCCGACUGGCUCGCAAGCUCGUGGACCUCGAAAUAAAGGGCAACCUCUGUGAUGAAGAAGUUGAACAUAUCCUACAUCUCUGGCAAAACCUCUCGGAGAAAGAUAAGCAACCCUCCCGCAAUAAAGCUGUCCCGUCUACAGGCUCCACUUCCAGCCGCACCACAAGGACAGAAAGCAUUUCCUCCUUGUCGCCUGACGCCAGCCGCCUGGUAGAGACCAUCUUCAGGGAGCUGUCCACCCUGUACGGAAGUGACAAGAGGAUCAUGGGUGUGGUGAUAAACCGGUGGUCCCUGGUUUUGCGUCACUAUAAUGCCAUCAGAAACAUGGUAGUUAACCAUCCAGUUCUCCAAACCAAGACCACCCUCAAUCUGUUUGCAAUCAACCAAGCGGCCAUUUCUCAAUGGCACAAGAGGUUGAUGGCUAGAGAGGAUAUAUCUACCCCUUCGUUAACAUCAGUGGAGUCCUUCACAGUCGCCCAGGAGCCCCAGCUUGACCCCGGCUCUUCCUCUGUUGUUUGGAACCUACUGGCGACUACAGGAGAGCCUAAAGAGGCACUGUCACAAACCUCUUCUGCCCCUGCUCCUUCCACCAGCACCUCCAUGGUUGGGGCUGCUGUUCUUCCUGCGUUAAUUAACAUCUCCACACGUACCCCGACGCCCAUAGCCCCAAAACGGAAAAUGGAUCAGCAGCAGGUUGAAGUUCCACUGACAACUAGGUGUAUUCCUAAACAGAGAGAUGUCUGCUUCAGAUUUUGCACGAGCUGUGGGAAGCGGAAAAUUUGGGAUACAGGUCACAGAGUUCUGAGAGCUGCCAAUGGGAAGAGGCUGAGCUAUUGUCCUGUGGCAGCCAACGGAAAGGGCCCAGAGGAGUGGCUGGCCUCUCUGUAAAGAGCUUCACUUGUGUUGAGCUUGUUGACACUUUUGAUAUUUUAGUGUAAUACAGUACUGUUGACACACAUUUGCCUCGGAAUCUAUAGAAACUGCCAACUUGGGGCGGGGGGGUAAAAACAGCUCAAACAACUUCACAGAGUAACACUGCGGACACUUGACACCUUCCCUUUUCCUGCAACAGCCCACUUGUUCAAUGGCUGACAGUCAAACAUGCUGCUGCUACGUUGAAACCUCAGUACAAGACAACCAUCUCCAGAAAAAUAUAUUUUUAGUUGAAUAGGUAAAAUGUGAUAAUGAUCUUUUGAGCCAUUUUGAAACAGGAAAAACUGAAGGACGGUUGCUGAUUCUUUUAGCUAACUGAUUAGCACUACAAACUUGUCGUCUGAGGUCUUAAAAAAGGUCAAGUCAGUAAGGUUACCAUAACUACUAACUCUGGUUUAUCACCAAAAUUUCCAGACAUGCAGAACCUCAGUAAACUGCUCCUGAUUACAUCUGCAUAGAACAGAUUCUUGUUUACACUGUUAAAGAAAUAUUGCCUGACAAUAUCAAGAACAUUUGUAAUUGUAGUACUGUUACUAAAAACUUUGAUAAUGAC